GGGUUCACGAGUUCGAAGCAUAAUGUGCGGGGUUCGAGCGUGUUGAGCUCCGGCCCAAGUGUUUACAUCUGAGCGUGGCGGCCGUGUGGACGGUCGGUAGCUGCUGCUGUCUUACCUCAGGCUCCUGGACCCUCACUCUCACCGCUCUAUACUUCCAGAUUUCUCGGGAAGAUGGGGGAUGAAAACAAGGAUGAAGAGCGUGUGUACGGAGGUUGUGAAGGUCCCGAUGCCAUGUACGUUAAGUUAAUAUCUUCUGAUGGCCAUGAAUUCAUUGUCAAGAGGGAUCAUGCUCUCACCUCUGGCACAAUCAAGGCCAUGCUCUCUGGACCAGGACAAUUUGCUGAAAAUGAAACAAAUGAAGUUAACUUCAGGGAAAUACCAUCACAUGUUCUUCAGAAAGUGUGUAUGUAUUUCACCUAUAAGGUUCGAUACACUAACAGCUCGACAGAAAUUCCAGAGUUUCCCAUCGCACCUGAAAUUGCUCUAGAGCUGCUCAUGGCUGCAAACUUCCUUGACUGCUGAAAGACCCAAAGUUAAUCCAUAAACCGGUCACAUUAUUAAUUGGCAAGGUGAUCUCUAGGUAUCCAGAGUAGACUUAAAGGUUAGCUGGGAAAAGUUGGAUGAGCCGAGUUAUUCAGUAGGUGGCAAUAUCCUUUUUCAUCUUUUGGAUUUCCUUAUUUUAUUAGUUUGAAGCACUUUAAUCUAUACUUAUAAUUCACCAAUACAAUUGUGUAAUAGCAAGAUCUUGGAAUAAGAGGGAAAAAUAAAAAAAAUGGACAUUUUUGGUUGGUCAUUGCUAACCGGUAGGCAGCCUUCAAAUAAAUAUCAGGUGUCAUUAGUAGGUAUUGUAAUGACAAUAUGCAUACUGUAAUAGCUUUUUCUACUUAAAUAUUAAGGCAUUUCUUGUUUGAAAUAUCAUUGAAAAGCAGAAUUUCUUUUUUUGUUUUGUUUGUAACUAAAAAAUCAGGAGGUAAGUUGUAGGUAUUAUGAAUGAAUGUUAUGACUAGUUGAUAUUUAUAAGAGAUGGUGCUGCAGUGUUCAUCCUACAUCACAAGUCCCCUUUUCACUCAUUAUUCUAGUAUAAUUCUCGGUCACCUUUAGUCUGCAACAGUGCCUAUUAUUCAUAACAUAAAAUGAUGUCUUGGAUCCCCUUGCAGCAUUACAGAAUUUUAAUGUAACAAAUGUGCUCACUUUCCAGUCCCGUUUUUCAAGUGUUUUUAAGCUCGAUACAUCCCAUGUUUAAAUGCAUAUUUGUUAUCCAAUGUCUACAGUACAGUAAUUUGAAAGUUUGUGAAAUUAAAUGGUAUCAGAUUCUGCAUACUGUAUAUACUAAGCAGUCACAUGGCACGUUACUGCAUGUUUAAUUGCAAAUACACAAUGCACGCUUUAAAUCAUGAAUUUGUUUUUAAUUUAAAGGGCCAGGAUUUUCCUAAUGCCUUAAGUAUGUUUUAUCGGAAACUGCUUAAAAGAUGGAGCCCCAUAAUAAACAAUUGAUGAUUAAAAAUUGUUUCCAUGGUAGCUGCUUAUUGUGUGCUGUACGAUAUUAGCAGGCUUAAGGAUUAAAUGUGUCGAGUCAUAACUUAUUGUUUAAAUACAUUUACUUUGAAGAUUUAUGUUCUGAAAAACAUUUGUGUAUUGAUAAGUCCCAUAUGCUGAAGUUAUUACUUGUAUUAUUAUUACAUAACUGCUCAUUGGCUAGGAAUUUAAUUAAAUAAAAUUUAUAGAAAUUUCUUGUAAGCUAUGGAUUGUAUUAAAUUUUGAGAAUUGUU
Messenger RNA from Procambarus clarkii (red swamp crayfish), 1769 nucleotides. RefSeq names its product elongin-C. Gene Ontology annotation, cellular component: elongin complex. Gene Ontology annotation, molecular function: protein-macromolecule adaptor activity. Gene Ontology annotation, biological process: ubiquitin-dependent protein catabolic process. NCBI's taxonomy places the organism in Eukaryota, Metazoa, Arthropoda, Malacostraca, Decapoda, Cambaridae. The record is from RefSeq and is a predicted model, not a curated record.